CAGCAGAAAGGAAAGACGAGAAGAAGAGACAGAGAGCGCGAGGCAGCGGAACCAAAAGGAGUCCAGCAAUGAGACCCGUCCGCAGAUAGACCCACAGACGGACCGAGAGCCUGCCUGGAGGUCGGUGUUCGGAUGUCUGCCGUGUGUGAAACGCAACACAGAAGAAGAAGAAGGGAAACAUGAGUCGGCACCAGGCUCAGGGAGUGGUUUUAACGGGUUACCACAGCAACGCCGAACUCCUACCUCAGAGCGGACUGUGUUCGGCCAGCUGUCCGUCCGGACCGGACCGGGACACCGACGUGCUCAGCAGUAAAACAGGCCACUACACUCAUCAGCAGAACCCAAAUACACAAGAAGAAGACAGAUAUGAAGCUUCCUUGACCACAAAUAGUUCAAAGCCCAGCAGCGUGCAUGCAUCAGUGGUCCUCGGUUCAAGUCCUGCUCCCUGCUCUAGGUCCCAGCCUGUCUCCAGUCCCAGGCACAGCCCCAAUACCAGAAUCAGACACCAGCCCGCAUGUCGGCGCAGCUAUUCCCAGGACUCCCUGGACGAGCUGGAGAUGGACGACUACUGGAAGGAGGUCGAGAAUAUCACCAGCUCAGAAGGAGGAGCAGCAGGGAGGGCAGAGGGUGAAGCUCAAGAGGAGGAGCAGCAAAAAACUCCAGAAGAAGGAGAGCAGGAGGAGGCGUGGCUUGCAGAGGCAGGGCUAGCACGACUGUUUGGUGAUUCGCUGGCAGCAGAUGAUCAGGACCAGGAAGAAGACAGCGCCGUGUUCCUGUCCACCCUCACCAGAACGCAGGCUGCAGCUGUAGAGCGCCGGGUGGCGUCGCUGCAUCAGACGUUGCUACGGCGACGCAACCGUCAGCACCUUCCAGAUGUUCGGGAUAUAUUCAGACCUCCUGGAAAGGAUGAAGAGCCUCAUAAUCUCAGAGGGGGAAGUGAGAACAGACAAAACGAUGCCACAACCGCUGAAACUGAGACGGAGCUGAAUGUUGAGGUGGCGUUUUCAGAGCAGGCGCUCUCUUACCGAGACAACCAUCAAAAGUUAAAGGUCACCAACAGCCUUAACUCACCUGAUGACAAACUACCAAAUUUUAAGCUCCUUCGAGAUAAAACGGGGCAAACCAAAAUCGGAGAUCUGUCUUCUUUGGAUAUGAAAAAGGUGCUGAGGCUCGUUCUUGUGGAGGUGACCGCAUUGUUCGACACGGCUGGGAUCGACCUCAAGGCGCAUAAAGCUGUGAAAGUGAAAACUAAAGAAAGUGGUCUAUUUGGGGUUCCACUUACCACUUUACUGGACCAAGACCAGAAGCGAGCGCCUGGAACCAAAGUGCCAUUUAUACUGCAGAAGCUCAUGAAUCAUGUCGAGGCGGAAGGAUUGGACACCGAGGGGCUGCUCCGGAUCCCCGGAGCAGCUACUAGAGUCAAGUCACUGUGCCAGGAGCUCGAGUCGUCUUUCUACGAUGGGACGUUUCCAUGGAAACAUCUGAAACAGCACGAUGCUGCUAGCCUUUUGAAGCUGUUCAUCAGGGAGCUGCCCCAUCCGCUCCUGACUGUGGAGUACCUCAACGCUUUCAUCGCUGUGAACAAGUUCCCCACAAAGAAGCAGCAGCUGCAGGCUCUGAACCUGCUGGUCCUUUUGUUACCCGAGGCUAAUCGGGAUACUUUGAAGGCGUUGGUGGAGUUUUUCCAGCAUGUGAUCGACCAUCAAGCCAAAAACAAGAUGACUUUAAACAAUGUUUCUGUCGUCAUGGCGCCCAACAUCUUCAUGUUCAAAGGCUUUCGGUCAAAGGUGACCGAGCAGCAGGAGUUCUCCAUGGCAACCGGCACCGCCAACAUCGUCCGGCUGCUGAUCAGAUACCGCAAUCUUCUGUGGACUAUCCCGAAGUUUAUUUUGAACCAAGUCAGACAACAAAACAUGGAAAAUCAGCGGAAACAAAAUAAAGAACGAGCCGUACGGAAGCUGCUGAAGAAAAUAACCACGGACAAACCAUCUGAAAAAAACAUCUCUGAGGUCUUUGUUUACAACCAGGAGAACUCUCUGGGAUUCAUUCGAGUUCAAGCCCCCCAGUUCAGCAAAGUUUCCAUGGCAGUUCAGCUGACAGAGGACUUGCAGGCUGCUGAUGUAUUAACUCGCUUCCUCAGCCAAGACAGCUCGGUGGUAAUGAACAAAGAAGAUCUGUGUCUUUAUGAGAUCGGUGGGAACAUCAAGGAGCGAUGCCUCGAUGGGGAAACAUAUAUGAAAGACCUUUUCCAGCUGAACCCGACAGCAGAGUGGGUCAUUAAAACCAUACAGCGAUGAAACGUAUCAACACCGAGUCCUGCCGAGGCCACAUGCCAGCUCUGUCAUCCUUGAAUGCAUUUGGACUUUUUAACG
Molecule: messenger RNA, 2372 nt
Organism: Nematolebias whitei (Rio pearlfish)
Lineage: Eukaryota; Metazoa; Chordata; Actinopteri; Cyprinodontiformes; Rivulidae
Gene: arhgap18
Product: Rho GTPase activating protein 18
Exons: 18
Coding region: 180-2297 (705 amino acids)
Biological process (GO): signal transduction; regulation of small GTPase mediated signal transduction; regulation of actin filament polymerization
Cellular component (GO): cytoplasm
Molecular function (GO): GTPase activator activity
Source: RefSeq, a predicted model, not a curated record